AUGUUGACUGACUUACAGUCGAGUUUACUUCAAAAUCCAGCACUUGCAUUUACAUUCAUGGUAUCCUCAACCGUUUUUGGGACUAUUUCAGGCGAAACAUCUGACGGCUUGAAGAACAAAGACGAUCAGUCGAAGCCAAAGGAUUGCGAUGAAUCCAAACUGACUGAGGCGCUCAAAUCCCUUCAGGUUGACCCGGUCACAGGAUCUGGGGAUCAGGAGAAACCGACAAUUGUUGCCGCAAACUAA
Molecule: messenger RNA, 246 nt
Organism: Echinostoma caproni
Lineage: Eukaryota; Metazoa; Platyhelminthes; Trematoda; Plagiorchiida; Echinostomatidae
Source: the annotation of a GenBank genome assembly